Molecule: messenger RNA, 3075 nt
Organism: Doryrhamphus excisus (bluestripe pipefish)
Lineage: Eukaryota; Metazoa; Chordata; Actinopteri; Syngnathiformes; Syngnathidae
Gene: slc38a2
Product: solute carrier family 38 member 2
Biological process (GO): L-glutamine transport; amino acid transmembrane transport
Cellular component (GO): plasma membrane
Molecular function (GO): L-glutamine transmembrane transporter activity
Source: RefSeq, a predicted model, not a curated record
UCCCUCCUAUAGCAGAACACUUGUCCUUUCCGUGCAUGCAUUUUGGAGGAUUUUGGCUACAUUUAAGAGGGAGACUACAAAAAAUAUCAAAGAUCACUGUUACACACCAUUUGGUGUAGGUACACAAAUAGCAUCUUUUUAGUGUCUUGUGUCACCUCUUUGGUAAUUCCUAGUCUUUAUUUUAAACUAAAUUCCAAGGAUCAGUCAGCUUUUGGAGUCAUUUUUUGUGAUCAACUGGAUUUUUGAUUUUAACCAGAAGGAAUUUUAAAAAGCAUUCAGCCACACCUUCAUCAGUAUGAAACAAACAGAGAUGAGCAGUUUUUCUCGCGAAGAAGACAACAGCAGCACCAACAGCAACGAGUACAAUUACCCCGACUGCCCUAGCAAGGUCCCGCUGAAUGGCCAAUAUGCAGACAUCGAAGCAGAGAGUGAAAACUUCCUCCCAGAGCAAAACCUUGGCAAGAAGAAGUAUGUGACAGAAUAUCACCAAGGCAAUGCCUCCUUUGGCAUGUCCGUUUUCAACCUGGGCAACGCCAUUAUGGGAAGUGGCAUCUUGGGGCUGUCCUACGCCAUGGCCAACACCGGCAUUGCUCUAUUUGUGAUCCUCCUUGUGGCGGUGGCUAUCUUCUCCUUGUACUCUGUGCACUUGCUGCUGAAGACAGCCAAUGAAGGAGGUGCGCUGGUGUAUGAGCAGCUAGGCUACAAAGCCUUCGGGAUGCCUGGCAAACUGGCCGCUUCCUGCUCCAUCACCAUGCAGAACAUCGGAGCCAUGUCGAGCUACCUUUACAUCGUCAAGUACGAGCUGCCAAUUGUCAUCCAGGCUUUUGUGGGAAACAAUGGGGAAUGGUACACCAACGGAGAUUACCUGGUCCUACUUGUGUCACUUGUUAUUAUUCUGCCACUCUCGCUGCUCAGGAAUUUGGGUUACCUAGGUUACACAAGCGGCCUGUCCCUCCUCUGCAUGGUGUUCUUCCUGAUUGUGGUGAUUAUUAAGAAGUUCCAGAUCCCGUGCCCUCUUCCUGAAGAUGUCCACAGUGUGAAUGAGACAUUUAGUAAACUCCUCAAUGCCACUUUGUCUCCAAACAACGCCACCGCCGUGGACUACAGCGAUGUCUGCACACCCAAAUACUUUGUCUUCAACUCUCAGACUGUCUACGCUGUUCCCAUCCUGACCUUCGCCUUUGUGUGCCACCCUGCUAUCCUCCCCAUGUAUGAGGAGCUUAAAGACCGUUCUCGCAGAAAGAUGCAAGGAGUAGCCAACGUGUCCUUCCUGGCCAUGUUUAUCAUGUACCUCCUGGCUGCUCUCUUCGGAUAUCUGACCUUCAAUGUGCAUGUGGAGCCCGAGCUGCUGCACACCUACUCCAGGGUCUACAAGUUCGAUACCAUCCUGCUGAUCGUCCGCCUGGCUGUGCUCACCGCUGUCACCCUCACCGUCCCCGUGGUGCUCUUUCCUAUCCGUACCUCCAUCAACCAGUUCCUGUGCGCCUCCAAGUUCAGCUGGAUCCGCCACACCAUCAUCACGGUGGUCCUGUUGGCCGGCACCAAUGCCCUCGUCAUCUUCGUCCCGACCAUCAGAGACAUCUUCGGCUUUAUCGGUGCAUCUGCUGCAGCCAUGCUCAUCUUCAUCUUGCCCUCUGCUUUCUACAUAAAACUGGUCAAGAAGGAGUCGAUGAAGUCCGUCCAAAAGAUCGGGGCCACCGCUUUCCUUCUGUGUGGCUUCCUGGUCAUGAUUGGCAGCAUGAGCCUCAUCAUCCUCGACUGGGUCCACAAUGCAGCAGCGGAACACCCCGACGGACACUAGAACCGACACUCACAUGAAGAUGACAUUGUACAAAAAAGACACAAGAACUCAUACUUGAUGGUUGGCUUUGACGGAGAACCAGACUACGCCAUUCCAGGAGAAUGUAUACAUGUACAGAUGAUGCUUUUUCACACCAAAGUAUGGUGUUUUUUUCCUCCCUCUUACUUUUUUUUAAUAUAUAUACAGACACACACAUACAUACACUUCUUUGUCUUUACCUGUAUUGUUUUUGGAGUUGUGGUACAGCUGAAAACAAAUCGAAUGUGCCUCUCAGGUGGAGGUGGUACAAGGGUUCAAAAAGCAGCUUACACUCAGGUACGGUUCUGUUUUUGCAAGUGUGGCUGUGACCUCACAGAUCAACUACAAAUCCUGCUGACAAAACACAGCGCAAACCACCGAAACAUUCACAGGAGAGGCAACAGACUUGAACGCUUUGCUUUUUUUUGGUUUUUUGUUUUGCUUUGCCAAACUUGUAUUUGUAUACCGAAAAGCACUUACUGUUCAGCACACUAGUGGAAAACACAGACUUGUUUCCACAUACAGGAGGCCUACUCAGUAUUUGUGACCUUGCUUGUGUGACGUCAGCAAAAGAACAACAAAAACCUGCCCCCUUUUUUAUAAGCAACACUGGGAGCUGCAGUCACUGGACUCUUUGACAAACUGUAUUUAUGAAGCCGCUGAUGUUGGGAUAAGUGUGAGGAUUGACGACACUGGUGUGUGAGGGGACUAGAUGUUUUUUUUCUGGAUGGGAGAAUACUUGGAAUUUGACCAUGUGCGGCUAAGGUAAACAAAUGUCACACCGACAAACAAUCAUACCAAAAGUCUUUUACGACAGCUCAUCGUCGUGUGCACGUUUGGCUGUGCUUCCAAUACUAAGGCAACACCAAGCUAUUUAUGGAAGACAGUGAAAUCAAUGUAAACUAUUUUAUUAUAUUUAUAUGAUAUUGUAUGUAUAUAUAUAUAUGUAUAUAUAUCAAUUGACUUCAACUGUAUAUUUUUUUUAUGAUGCAUUGGAGUGGCAAGCUGCAACUGUUCACCUGUCAAAACUGACUGAAAUAUCCUGCUGUGUCGAUUUUGUGCAAAAUUCUGUUACGUCGAGGUCACUGAUAACGUAAACGCCACCUUGUCCCCCCCUUUGACACCCUUGACAUUUUUGGUUGGAGAACAACCGGCUGUGGGCCUCAGGGGCAAAGAGGGCUUUGCCCACCAGUGUUACAUUCUUGUUUCAAUGAAACGAUGUACAUCCUGUAAAAUUAAAUUCAAAGAUACUGUAA